Messenger RNA from Colletotrichum abscissum, 411 nucleotides. RefSeq names its product prefoldin subunit. The record is from RefSeq and is a predicted model, not a curated record. Gene Ontology annotation, cellular component: prefoldin complex; cytoplasm. NCBI's taxonomy places the organism in Eukaryota, Fungi, Ascomycota, Sordariomycetes, Glomerellales, Glomerellaceae. Gene Ontology annotation, biological process: protein folding. The transcript has 4 exons. The coding region runs from base 1 to 411 and encodes 136 amino acids.
AUGUUGUCACGGCGCAUGCUCACCAAGGCGGACGAGGAGUCCGUCGGCGACGAGGUCGAAGUUAGGAGGGAGGACCAAGACAAGAUCAACAAGUUCAGCCGUCUGCACCAGCGCGAACUCAUAAUCGAGGAGGAACUCAAGAACAAGAGCAAAGAAAAGGAAGAGCUCGAGGAUCUCAGCACAGAAUUGGAGCUUGCGGACGAAGACGAAACAGUACCAUACAAGAUUGGCGACGCUUACUUCCACGUAUCGCAACCUCAAGCAAUAGAGAUGCUCGAGCAGGCAUCGACCAAGAUCGAGGAGGAUGUCGAGGGGUUAGAAUCGAAGCUGGAAACGAUUAAGGAGGAUAUGAACCAACUCAAGGUCGAACUGUACGCCAGAUUCGGAAAGAGUAUCAACCUCGAGACAUGA